GUUAGUGCUUUUCAGUAAGUUCAGUAAAUUGAAGUGUAGGAUCUGGGAAAACAAAAUUCAAUUAUCUCCGUGAGAAACUAAGUAGGUACCUUUACAGUGCAAAGGUAUUUAUGGUUACAAUUUUAAAUCUCUGUGCACGUGAUUAAAGCAGCAUCAGUUUUUCGUAGUCUCGUUGAAGGUUAGAGCAGUAGGUACUUAUUGUCGGCUGUACAACGAGGUGAAUUUUGUGAAUGCAGUAGAAAAGGUUUUCAAAAUAGAAAGGUGACAAGGAAAACCAGUAAAAUGGUGGAAGUCCAUAUUGGAACCAAGACAGACAAGAGGCGCAGCGUAAAAGACAUUAUCAGCGUAAUAUGGAAGGAAACCUCAGUCGAGCCCAUUGUUGUAUUCUUUACGUUGCCAUUUUAUAUGUCGACUCUGGCAAUUCAGAAUUUAAGUCUAGAAAAAUCAUGUAGAGUCAAUCUUGAUUUAAAUGCGUCUAUUUGUGACGCUCUACAAGAGAGGAAUACUUCAGGGUAUACAGAAAGCGAGGAAGUGGCGGUCCAGAAGGUAGUCGCGAUCGCAUCUAUUUGGAAGAAUGUUAUAAACGGCAUUUUUCCUGCUAUUUUGUUACUGUUGUUAGGAUCCUGGAGCGAUCGCAAUAGGCUUAGGAACGUAUUAAUCCUCAUUCCAAUUCUGGGAGAAGUUGUUGCAAAUGUUGGCUUCCUAUUAUGCACUUACUUCUUCGAUGAACUACCGAUGGAAGUGAAUACCGUAUUUGAAGUUCUUCCUACGUCAGUAACGGGGGGUUUUAAUAUGGCAUUUCUUGGCGUAUUUACUUACAUCUCAACGAACACCAGCCCUAUAAACAGAACGUUUAGGAUGGGCAUUAUUCAAACUUUGUUUUCUAUAUGUGUGGCAAUUGGAAACGCGAUUAGCGGAAUAAUGUAUCACGCAAUUGGAUUUUAUGGAGUAUUUGGAGUGUCGCUGCUAAUGUACAUACUCAACGGAUUCUAUGUAUAUUACCUGCUACCAGAUGAUGCGCGCGAUAAAGAAAAAUCACUUAGCAAAUGCGAACUCUUCAAAGAUGUGUGGAAUAUUAAAGACACGUUGAAGAGUUUUAACUUCGUUAAGAAGGCUGCUAGCAGCGCUCGAACGCGACAAAUAUGGGCGAUACUGAUGUUAGAAAUUUUAAUUCUCGGACCCACUGUAGGAAUGAUGGCGGUGCUGUAUUUAUAUACUAGGCUGGCAUUUAAUUGGGAUGAGAUUGAUUAUAGCAUAUUCAGCGGCUACUUUUCUGUGGCACAUCUAGUUGGAAACUUUGGUGCUAUUGCGAUAUUUUCGAAAUGGUUACGAUUUGAUGACUCGAUUAUUGGCACUAUGUCAAGCAUAAGCAAAAUAGUAGGAGGAAUUGGAUACACUCUAGCUAAAACAGCCGUUUGGUUUUAUAUAAGUACACUGCUGGAUGCAGUCAAUGGGGCGGCGAUCGUUGCGUCCCGAUCUAUGGCCACAAAACUUGUUUCAGAACACGAUUUGGGUAAAGUCAAUUCGUUGUUCGGAAUUGUCGAUUCUCUGGCCGCGUUGAUAUACGGCCCUAUGUAUAGUGCAGUCUAUGAAGCCACAAUUGACGUACUUCCGACAGCGUUUAAUAUUGUGGGUGUUGGUCUUACUAUACCUGCAGUACUACUAUACGUGUGGUUGUACGUAGGAAGAAACGUUCGAUUAACAGAGAAAGCAUAGAAUAUGGACUUCUGUGUUCCCAGAGUUACAAUAUACUAACAAUCUCACAUUAUAGUGCAAUGCCAGUAAGGUUAGUCACUAGUUCAAUUGGACAGUAAGGACAAUUAAAUUCGUCGUUGCUGUAAUGCUUGCUUUAGCAAAGUGACUAAUAACAAGUGCGCUAUUAAAUAUUAUUUAUUAUUACAUUAUUAAUUUAACAAUAAAAGUAAGCAUUCGAUUGUUUAAUAAAAUUAUUAUUAUUCAAUGGUACAUUGAAAACGUCACAUAUGGAGAAGUUAUGGAAAAUGUAACCUGCAAAACUGUUUUUCAUGUAUAAAAUAUGUAGCGAUUCUAAAUUUGUGUAACUUUUGCGUGUUAAAUUAUUUGCUUCUUUUGUUUAAAGUUUAGAACGAGGUUUAGAAGUUUUAGCUUUGCGGAUUCUGUUCUUAUCGAUUGUUAUGUUUCUUUAGAAGUGUAACUUCUUUUUAAUUUUAAUUGUCCAUAAGUUCGAUUAUAUUAUUUAUAUGUUUUCUAUCGUCAUUUUUAUAUGCAGCACAGAUGCAAUAGAUUAAGAAAAUUCUUGCAGCAAAAUCAUUGCCCAAUGUGUGUCCAAGAUAAGGAUGUGUAUCAUGGGGAUUUCGGAAACCGUAGAAGAUACGGUCAAAUUAGAAGUUUUUCGCUCAUAUCUAGUAAACUGUGGA
Messenger RNA from Photinus pyralis (common eastern firefly), 2396 nucleotides. Its product is annotated as proton-coupled folate transporter-like. Lineage: Eukaryota; Metazoa; Arthropoda; Insecta; Coleoptera; Lampyridae. Gene Ontology annotation, molecular function: transmembrane transporter activity. The transcript is spliced from 8 exons. The coding region runs from base 283 to 1716 and encodes 477 amino acids. Gene Ontology annotation, cellular component: membrane. Gene Ontology annotation, biological process: transmembrane transport. The record is from RefSeq and is a predicted model, not a curated record.